ACACAUGUAUAUACUCGGUUAGCACUUGUAUACUUGCACAUGCUUUUCCUUGAUGCUGUCGUAUUUCUCGCUCCGAGGAUAUCAUCGCCCCCGUUUCCGGCUCAAGUACCUAUAUGCCGCCUGCUAACAUCGCCAUCCCAUCCCAACCAGAGUUCCGCUCCCUCAACCAACCUUUUUUUUUGCUUGCAGUGUCCAAUCCCCCCGUAUUAUCUAUCGUCGCCGCCGCCCUUCCUGUACCGAGGUCAACGUUCAACCACAAGAAUCUGCUGGGUAUGCUGGCCGUUUUUGUUUUGUUUUGCACAUCCCAACACAUCCACUUGCUUGGUCUACCAGAAAUAAAACAAAGAGAAGAGACGAAAUCAAAGUUGCAAGGCGAAGGCCUAUAUCUUGUUCUUUUCCCUCCUCCGCCUCAU
Molecule: messenger RNA, 413 nt
Organism: Periconia digitata
Lineage: Eukaryota; Fungi; Ascomycota; Dothideomycetes; Pleosporales; Periconiaceae
Source: the annotation of a GenBank genome assembly